AUGUCCCGAUACGCUGAAGCUUUCGAGAACCCUCGAGGACCUGGCGACGCUCGCCCUACGGCUCUACAAAUAAUCCAAGAUAAAGACCUCGGUGGUAAACUCACAGGCAAGACGAUCCUCUUGGCCGGCGCGAACCAAGGCAUUGGCCUCAAGACCUUCCAUGUGCUCUAUGAGACGCGCGCCGCCGUGUUCUCGGACGUCCGGAGCCGCGAAAAGAGCAAAAAAAGCAAUCGCCAACAUAACCGCCGCUUCCAAGGAAUCCGAAACCUCCGGAACGCUCUUAAAAGGCAUAUUGGCACCAACCACCUGGCCCACUUCUUCCUCUUCCAGCUCCUCAAGCCAACCCUCCUCGCGGCAGCCACCCCGGACUCCUGCUCCCGCGUCGUCUCCGUCUCGUCCAUGGCCCACCGCGCCAGCAACAUCCGCUUCUACGACGUCAACUUUGGCGAGUAG
This is a messenger RNA of Colletotrichum orchidophilum, 453 nucleotides long. Its product is annotated as oxyreductase. Bases 1 to 453 code for a protein of 150 amino acids. The record is from RefSeq and is a predicted model, not a curated record. The transcript has 2 exons. NCBI's taxonomy places the organism in Eukaryota, Fungi, Ascomycota, Sordariomycetes, Glomerellales, Glomerellaceae.